Cyprinodon tularosa is the source of this 2672-nucleotide messenger RNA. RefSeq names its product family with sequence similarity 49 member A (gene cyria). The transcript is spliced from 13 exons. Gene Ontology annotation, biological process: regulation of actin filament polymerization. The record is from RefSeq and is a predicted model, not a curated record. Bases 293 to 1267 code for a protein of 324 amino acids. NCBI's taxonomy places the organism in Eukaryota, Metazoa, Chordata, Actinopteri, Cyprinodontiformes, Cyprinodontidae. Gene Ontology annotation, molecular function: small GTPase binding.
GAGGAAACCCCUCAGUUGUUGUCUGUUACUGCUGGGACACACUGGGCUGUAAAGGUCGAUGUCUGUCAAGUGUAUAACUCCUUAACUUGAACAGGGAACACUCCACACUUCUCUGCUUAUCUCUGAGAACAUACUACCCAGUGGGAACAACAGAGAGGAGAAGCGAAUGCUAUAGACAACAACCUGAGGUCCUCCAUUGGAGAAGGUUUGCUGGAAUGGGUAACCUGCUAAAAGUCCUUACAAGAGAAAUAGAGAACUAUCCGCACUUUUUCCUGGAUUUUGAAAAAACCAAAUGGGGAAUCUGUUAAAAGUUCUCACUUGCACAGAGCUUGAACAGGGGCCAAAUUUUUUCCUUGACUUUGAAAAUGCACAGCCGACAGAAGGAGAGCGUGAGGUGUGGAACCAGGUGAACUCUGUCCUGCAAGACUCUGAGAGCAUCCUGACGGGUCUGCAGGCGUAUAAAGGGGCGGGGCAGGAGAUCAGAGAUGCGAUCCAAAAUCCCAACAACAGGACGCUUCAGGAGCGAGCGUGGGACGCCGUCUGCCCGCUGGUCAUCAAACUCAAGAAGUUCUACAGCUUCUCCCUCAGAUUAGAGGAGGCAUUGAAGAGUUUGUUGGUGUCUCUGACGUGCCCACCCCUCACCCCCACACAGCAUCUGGAGAGGGAGCAGGCACUGGCCAAGCAGUUCGCAGAGAUCCUCCACUUCACGCUGCGCUUCGAUGAACUCAAGAUGAGAAUUCCUGCCAUCCAGAACGACUUCAGCUACUACAGGAGGACGAUCAGUCGGAACCGGAUAAACAACAUGAACCUGGACAUUGAAAAUGAAGUCAACAAUGAGAUGGCCAAUAGGAUGUCUCUGUUCUAUGCUGAGGCCACGCCCAUGCUGAAAACACUGAGCACCGCUACGACGAACUUCGUCACAGAGAAUAAAAGUCUUCCACUGGAGAACACCACUGAUUGCCUCAGCACCAUGGCCAGCGUCUGUAAGGUCAUGCUGGAGACACCGGAGUAUUCGAGUCGCUUCAGCAGCGAGGACACGCUGCUGUUUUGCAUACGGGUGAUGGUGGGAGUCAUCAUUCUUUAUGACCACGUCCAUCCGAACGGCGCUUUUAACAAGUCCUCCAAGAUAGAUAUGAAAGGCUGCAUAAAGGUGCUGAAGGAUCAACCAGCAGAUAACGUUGAAGGGCUCUUGAAUGCUCUCAAGUUUACUACGAAGCAUCUGAACGACGAGUCCACUCCGAAGAACAUCCGAACUAUGCUUCAGUAACCGCUUUUUGUUGUUUUUUUUUUAUAAAUAUUGAUAUGAAGAGGAUCAUUGUGACCUCAGACAAGAUGUAAAUGUUUACAUUAUUUAAAAAGAUGUUGUUCAUACUUCUGUGUAUCGUGUAAAAUCAUACACUCCAGUUUCAUUUGCCCUUCGGCUUUCAUUUUAUCACACAACAAGUGAGCAAGGCGGCAAAAAAUAUGAGCUAAACUCUACAUGAUGUAGAAUAAAUGCUCUCAUUCCAGGCUUUGAGGUGGACUAUAAUCAUUUCUGCACUCUGCAAUCAGUCUGGAUCCCAUCCGACCAAAGCUCAUAGUUCCAGUAAAGAUUCAUGGUCCAGUAUGCGUUAUUAAUUCUAUGGGAAAGUUUCAUUGAAUUUAACUGUUUAGCUUGAAACUCCACUGAAAUGUGCCUCUUUCAUUUAGUUCUAAACGAUUUUUAGCGCAGAGGUGAUUCGGUAUUCAUAAAAUCCCUCUCGCUAAAUAUUUCUUCUCUAUAGCCAGGCUUGAGGACUUUAUAAUUGGAUUGAAUUUUAUGCUGCUGGAAUAAAAGAGACAUUUAUCUCCAGUUCUUUUACACGUUAUAUCAAUAAAUCUGCCCGCCGUCUAUCAUUGUUUAACCAAAAAUAUUUAAUUCUAGAUCAUUUAAAUAAAAAGUUGUAAUAGUUUUGACCCAUAGAUGGAAACAUUAAAAGAAAAACUCAUUUCUCCAAAGUGCCCAGUUUUUUAUUUGAUUUUAAAUGUGCACCCCCCACCCCUGGUUCUCCUAUUUUAAGCUGUGGACGUUCUAAGCGUUCUUUCAUGCGACAUGAUUUCUCAAACUAGGUUGGACAAUCUUUGACUUAUAAACUGUGGUUAUUGUUUUUUUUAUUAUUGUUAUUAUUAUAAACUGAACUAAUAAAAAAUAAAAAAAAUUUGAGCAGUUUUAAAACACAAACUUGUAAAAUACCAGAAGGCUGCCCUUACGGCCUUCAUUGCCUUAAAUAAGCUGACGAAGGUCCUGUCCUGUAAAACACGGGAAUCCCGUGUUGGAUGGACUGCAGCUAUGAAGCCAUACAUGUUAAUUGAUCCCCUCCUGCAUUCAUGUUUCAGACUAACGUCGCAUUUAAAUCUGCUGUUUAUACAUUAUUUUGUAUCCAGACGUGGAUAUGAGGCAUAUUUUGGAGGCCAAGAGUCAGAUCCAUGUGUGUCAUCUAUGUCUCAUGUGUGAAGUGAUAUGAGACCCCAUUCAUUUGCGCUUCCUUCUACCCGAAUAUGUCCAACUGUGUGCUGAAUGCAAGAUGUUCUGAAUAAUCUCUUGUUAUUUUUUGUCUUAAACUGACAGUUAUUGUUUGUUGAGAUUUCCACUCAUGGUUCAUGACUGUCAUUCUGACUGGGAGAUUUGGAUAAUAAAGGUGGUACAUUUCUUA